Molecule: messenger RNA, 3966 nt
Organism: Adelges cooleyi (spruce gall adelgid)
Lineage: Eukaryota; Metazoa; Arthropoda; Insecta; Hemiptera; Adelgidae
Product: transmembrane protein 131 homolog
Exons: 20
Coding region: 561-3608 (1015 amino acids)
Cellular component (GO): membrane
Source: RefSeq, a predicted model, not a curated record
GUUGAUGAAAUCGGCUGAGUGUUUAACAAAAGUUAGUUUAUUACGGUGGUAAAUAAUUUACCAAUAGAUAACGACAAGUCUGGACCAAACGGCCAUAAAAGAUACAGCGCCAAGGCAGGGUUAAAUAUUAUUAUAUUUUAUCGUGACGGUGCUCGGACCGAACCGUUCCUUCGCCGAACAGAUUAUAGUAGUAUUGAUCACUGUCCGGGUUUGCGCAUUCCGUCUGGAGGGGUCGAGUCGAGUCGGUGACCUCUACCGGGGGAUGACGAGGGUUGGAUUUCGGACCCCAUCCCCAGUGCUCUCCGCCGGUCGCGCAUGCCCGGUGUUUCGCAGACGGAUCAAUGUGCCCACAAGUAUUGUAUUCCCGGGCCGACCUGUAGUGCCUGGAUGCCGUUGUCCGGAGCUGUUGUGUCAUUUACUUUCCGCUGGCGUCGCGGCCAUGAUGUGUGAACCUGACUGCUGUCGCACUUAGUCGUGCUCAUUCGCCAUUCGUCACUGGGUUUUUCCGAUUUUCCCACUGUCCUCUCCGUUUGGAACCAUCGGUGAACGUCGCCUGCGCCAUGGACGUGUUCAAUCCCGGUAUGCAAAUAUUGGCGCUACUGCUGUUGGCGUACAAGCAUACAAGCGAGACGCUUCCGACGUUGGACCCUGGCAAUUCUGUUUCAGAGACCAUGCAAUUCCACCAACAUCCUCAAGAUGAUCCCCACCAUCAUUCAAGUGAAGAAUCUAUUUUGCCUGAUCAGCCUAAAUCAUCACAGGAUAAUGCCAAAUAUAACUCAGAUUCAGAUGAUAUAAAUAAGAACUUCAAGACGGAUUCACCAGGAAUUGAUGAUGGCCAAGUGAACACAUUUUCCGUUGGACCAGAUGUGUUUUACUAUUUUACGUCGAUAAAAUCUCAAAAGUCUAUUUUUGGCCAGCAGUUGGAUUUUACACUCUUUACAGGCAUUCUGAAAACUAUUGCGGACAAAGAACAAGGAAGAUUAGACGUUUACAAAAUUGCCAAGCUAAACAAUCUUGUAUUGCCAUUAAGAGCACAAUUGUCAGUUGAAAUAACGGUUUUUAAUCCAUUUCCAAAAACAUUAAAAGUCAUUGAAGUGUUUGGGGGAGGACCUAGUUUUCAAUUGGCAUUACCAUCUGGAAAAGUAAAUGACCAUAAAAGUGUUUGGAAAAUUAUGCCGUACCAAACAAAGCCAAUAAUAAAAUUUGUAUUUUCCGGGCAUACAAAAAAUAUCUAUACAACGAAUGUCGGGAUUUUACUAAGCAAUCAACAUUAUUUGAAUAUUCCGAUAAGUAUAUCAAUACUUCCGAAACCGGGACUUUACUAUUCAGAACUUGUUAUUGACUUUGGCUUUAUUUUUAAAAAUCGUAUGUUGUCAACAAGAGCUCUGAAGUUGUGUAAUUCUGCCAAGUCUAGCAACACAGUCAAGAACAUCACAUCCGAUGCUCACUUUGUCACUGUGAGUUUUACCAACGAAGUAGAAGUACCUCCACAGUCCUGUACGACCGGCCACGUUGCUUUGAUUACACACUACUGGGAUUAUGAAAGAUACCUUAGCGGACAAACUUACGGACAGUUAACUGUGAAGAGCCUUAAAGGCAGUGAAUUGCACGUACCGUAUAAUGCAAUGUUGCUGCUAGGUAAUUUGACGUACCAAGAAAAUUCUUUGCAUUUCGUCAUACCCGAAGAUAACUCCAAAGAUUCGUCUAGUUUUUUCAAAACGUUCACCAUAACCAACAACUUUUCAUCUGUUUCUGUUGCUAUUUCCGAAGUAAUAUUACAAAAGAACGCCACGCAACAUUUUAUGAUAAAAGGUUUCAACCCUGUGAUUUUAAAACCCGAUCAAAGUGUACAGUUAUUUCGAAUAGUUUGUUUGGACGUGAGAACAUUUAAAACACAAUUGGUUUCAUCGUUAGAACUCAAAACGAACGCUUCAGAUUUUACAAUUCCUCUUAUGGCUUACAAAGGACUACUUUUGGAUAUUGUACCGGGCAAUUUUAUUAUUCAAUUUCCCACUGAAACAAUUAUUCCUUGUCACACUUAUGUUGUAGUGGCUAAUAUAAACCCAGUACCAUUGAAUCUUGAAGAUUGGGGAACUACGUAUACGCCCUACACUACAUUGACUUUGGUGGAAAUAGAAGAGUACAAUAAUUCGUCUAAGCACAACAAAGUAAAUGAAUGGUCACGGCCUUUGAUAAAACAAAACUUGGCUAUGCCGCCCGUAACGUUACCGGCAAAACAUUAUGCAAUAUUUCAACUAAUGGUACAUCAGGAAGCUAAUCAAAAACCGAAAGUCGCUGUUGAUGUAUGGAUCCAAACUCUGUAUCAACGUCAUAACAAAUUGCUUAUGUUACCCGAGUUCAAACAAGAAUUCCUAGUAAUGGACGAACCGUUAGGGUUUAAAAACUGUCACCCGGGAACCGUUUGCACAGUAGAUGUAAUUGUAAAGUCUUGGAUAAACAAGACGGUAGAAUUUAAUUCAGUGACUGAUGAUGUUUUGGAGGAAAAAAUUGCAUUUGUAUUUUCACCCUCUACGACGAUUGGACCUCAAGCCGUAUCUUUGCUGGGCAAACUUCGAUGGGUUCCCGUAACCCGUAAGAGCUCUGAAAGUUAUAUCGGAUUAAAUACAAAGGAAAAAGCCAUGUGGUUAUUGAGUGUACAGUUAACAAAUUUAUUCGAGGCGAGUAAUAUGGAUUUUUCUUGGUUUUACCGAAGACUGGAAAAAUAUUAUGCAAGAAUACACAAUCAAAACUUUAAACACCAUUUCUUAUUGGAAUCAACUAAGAAAAAUAAAUGUCAGUUCACUGCAAUUUUUAACUUGAAGUGGCCAAAAUUUGUCCAAAAUGAAUUGACGACCGAAAAGACCAAAGACUCCCUUCAUCAAACCACUUUCGAGAUUCUGACCGCGGAAGUGAAUGGUGCGCCGCAAUAUCAAAAGAUUGUCGUUAAAAAUACAUUUAAGAGUCGCAACUUAACUAUGCAAUUUGCUAUGUACACCAAGCCGUACAAAUGUAAGAUAACCGAUAUCAUAAAACUACACGAACACGAGGUGCACUCUUUAAAUGUUUCACGAGACGAUUGGGAAUUAAUGUUGACGAAUACUAGUCCUUACCGAAAAAAAGUUUCAAAUAUAAGAGACACGAAGUUUGCCGUGCACAAUCAAACUAUGUUUUUCGUUUUACCUCCACAGGAGCAACUCGAGGUAUCGGUAAGGUUUUGGCCUAAUAAACCUGGCGACAGUGCAGCUGUUUUGUUCAUUAGAAAUGACGCAUCAAUUCUUGAAAGUGUUUUACUGAAGGGUAAAGGCGUUCAUCCGGCGCUAAAGCUGCGGUCUUACGAUGAGCCGACUAAAGUAAUUUUUGAUUUAGGAUCAAAAUCUAUAAUUAAAAGUUUUUGUAACAAACAGAAUUUGGUAUCAUUUAAUCAAACGGAGACUAAAGACUUGGAAUUAAUAAACCCCUACAACCGAUUUGUUAUCGUUUCUGCUAUGAAGAUAAACGGUGUUCCUUGCGGUGUUGAAGGAAUCAGGAUUUUGAAUUGCAAUAAGCUUGUUCUUUUCCGAAGUCAACUAAAGAGGUGUCUAUUGAGUUGCACGUUGAUUUUACGUUAAAAUAUAUAAACUUUCAACUGGAGAUACAUUCAUUAGAACGCACAGAUGGUUCAGAAAAUACUAAUCAGUAUUAUAAGUAUGACUUAUUUGCUGUCAUGCCAAUAGAACGGAAAAUCUGUCAACAUGAUGCAUAUACAUCGGUCCAUCCUAAUCGUGGUCAUGAUAGCAAAAGACUAAUAUGGUUACAUAGACACGAAUUAAUCAUAAUUAUUUUACCAUUAACAUUGGUCGUGGGUGUAUCACGUAUAACAAGAUAUUUAAUUUCUAACGGUUAUAUACGUGUUUAAAUUACUAAUAAUAAAAAUAUAUUUGUGAAUUGUUUUAAAAAAAAAAAGCAUAACUUUGGUCUUGGUACCCA